Motacilla alba alba is the source of this 1224-nucleotide messenger RNA. It is a transcript of the gene ASB15, whose product is annotated as ankyrin repeat and SOCS box containing 15. NCBI's taxonomy places the organism in Eukaryota, Metazoa, Chordata, Aves, Passeriformes, Motacillidae. The record is from RefSeq and is a predicted model, not a curated record. Gene Ontology annotation, molecular function: protein binding.
AGCAAUCCCUUUCAGUCAAGGAGAGAUUGCUAUACGUGCUCUUCUUGCCCUUCUGUGUUUCUCUUUACUCCACUCCAUCCUACCUCCUUCCUACCUUUCCUUCCACAUAUGGAAUUAUAUUGGUAUUAGUUAAUGAAGUAUAUUUGAAAUAUGUUGGUUUGAAAGUCCUCAGUUGAAAUGCUUACAGUCAAAGCAGAGCCUGCCCAGAUGAGCACUUGGACUUGUGUCUGUACAUCUCUUAUUUUGAUUUUGAGUUUUAUAUUUGCUACAAAAAAUAUUCCAUGCUUUAGUAAAGUUUUAUCUUAAAUAUAUAUGAAAAUAAGGAGGAAAGUACUCUGGGUUUGUUUUUAUGAUGAUCUAUAAAUCACUUUGGAUAUAAAUAUAAGUUCUGUAUACUCCCUUGAGGUGGAAAUGUUAAGGCCUUAGCAGAUGAUUGUGUACCAGUAUUGUUUCAAGCAAUAAGGACAUAGGACGUAUUGCUUGAAAUGGAUGAAUGGAGGAUGUAGUCUAGACUGCAUAGCUCUGCUUUUGAUAUAUGGAGGAAGUGGCAAUGUGCCUGGUGAGGCAGGGCUGCUUCCCAUACACUAAGUGGCUUAUGAGGGGCAUCACCUGAGCAGGAAGUAUCUCACUGCAGCUACAUCCCAAACUUUAAUCCAGGAAAGUGGGUCAAGUGCUGUUCAUUCUGCUGUAGACAGCCAGAAACAGUGUCUAGAGCUUGUCUUUGAAAAUGGUUUGGAUGUCAACACUCUCUUGUCUGAACACAUAACUUCAAAUACUUGUGAUGACAGAAGAGAGACUGCACUUUGUUGUGCUGUUUCUAAUAAUGAGAUUCUUUGCACCAAAAUAUUGCUCAAAGCAGGAGCAAAUCCAAACAAGGAUCCUUUAAACUGUGUUCCUGUAACAGUAAGAGCUGACAGCCAUGGAAUUGUAGAGCUACUCCUAUCUUAUGGAGCAGAUGUCAACUUAAUUUUGUUGCUUAAUGAUACUCAUUUCCCCAGUGCAUGGUAUUCUUUGAAUGGUGACAUGAUGCGGAGGCUGUUGCUCAGUCAUGGAUAUAAUGUGGAGAUGUGUUUGGACUUUAUGUGUCAGGGUAUCUUUGGAAAUUCUUUUGUGUGGCCAGCUCCAGAGCUGGAGCCUAUUCCUAGUUGGACUACUUCUUCAAUAAAUAAUAAACUAAUAAAUACAUACCUUCCUUGCUUCUCUUCACUUUGCUCUUUUCAUUAG